Molecule: messenger RNA, 9796 nt
Organism: Porites evermanni
Lineage: Eukaryota; Metazoa; Cnidaria; Anthozoa; Scleractinia; Poritidae
Source: the annotation of a GenBank genome assembly
AUGGAAGAUUCUGAUUCAAGCGAUUUUUAUGAGGCAGAGCCCCAGGAAUUCGAAGACGAAGUCGAAGUCGAAGUCGAGCAGUCUUUUCUAGAUUUAGAACCCAUCAGUGAAGCUGAACAAUCUUCGUUUUGCGUUGAACCGGCAUUUAGAUAACGGCGAAAUUUGUCAUUUACUUCGUCGAUAUAUAUGAACGAUUUCAGAAGCCAAUUAGUUGAUCGGUAUUCUCUAUUCUUUUACCGACCAAAGGGUAGCCGUGAUUGCAGAACUUAAUGGCAUUGUUUGUAUUCACCCUAUACCGACCAAAGAGUAGCCGUGAAGUAAAUGAGAUAAUGGCUACGUUUGGAUCGGACAUAUAUACCGACGACAAGGUAGCCACAAAACCUAUAUCAUUACUGGCUACUUUUGAAUUGGUUAUUUAUCAAUGGUAGCCAAUGAUCGAAAACUUAAUGGCUACUUCUGGAGAGGUUAAUAUGUAAUGGAUCCAAAGGUAGCCAGUAAUUAAAUACUUGACGGCGACUUUUGGAUAGGUUUGUAAAUGGCUGUCAAGGUAGCCAGUUGUCAAAUAUUCAACGGCUACCUUUGCGCUAUGAAUAACAAUCAGUCCCAAGGAAGCCAGUAAUUAAAAACUUGACGGCCACUUUUGGAUGGGUUCAUAGUUAAUGGAUGUAAAGGUAGCCAGUUGUCAAAUACUCAACGGCUACUUUUGGGCUACGUACAACAAUCGGUCCUAAGGUAGCCAGUAAUUAAAUACUUGACGGCGACUUUUGGGAUAGGUUUACAGGUAAUGGCUGUAAAGGUAGCCAGUUGUCAAAUAUUUAACGGCUAAUUUUGGGCUAUAAACAAAGAUCGGUCCUAAGGUAGCCAGUGGUUAAAUACUUCACGGCGACUUUUGGAUUGGUUUAUAGCAAAUGGCUGUAAAGGUAGCCAGUAGUUAAAUACUUAACGGCUACUUUUGGAACUGUGUAUAUUGAAUUGGUCUUAAGGUAGCCAGUAGUUAAAUUUUGGUUUGAUUUAUUAGUAAAUAACUGUAAAGGUAGCCAGUAGUUAAAUACUCAAUAACUACUUUUGGAUCGGUUAAUCAACUCAAGUGAACAGGAUGAAGCAAACGACUAUUGUGAUAACUUCUCCUAAUGAUUAUGGUAAAAUCACAUUCCUGUACUGGAGACAGCCACACCGCAAUACACCUUUAGGAUAUCACUAUAAUGGUACGUUAAAAAAUGAACAAUGUUUAAUUUUUCAGCGGACCAGCUUGAGGUAGCCACAAGAGAUAUUUGGAUUUAAAGACGGGGACGACAACGAGAUUUUCUCAAUACUAAGUAGUGCUCGCUCGUGAGACAGCUUUAUUUUAUUACCCGUGGAAAAAAAUUACAGAGAAGCUUCCAGGGGUGUCUAUUUUUUGAGGAUUUCGAAUUUUUUGCAUUGUACUUUACAGCAUGAGCAUCAGCAAGAGCAGGAGUUUAUAUUCCAUAUAAGAUUGAAGAGCGAAAAAUUGUCUGCACUGAAUCUCGUUUCACAAACUAAACAAUUAUUAGGGCACAUGGUGGAAAAUUCGAUCAGAUGAAGAUACCUCACCCUCCCAGGGAUGGGACCGCUCUGGUAGCGUAAACUCUAUCAUAACCAUACCCAUGCUGUACACAUCACUGGGAAAAUUUCUUUUGGCGCCAAGUUCGAUUAACUCUGGUGCUGUAUACGGCGCUGUUCCAACUUGGUUUCUUUCACUCGAACUUCCAGUUGAUACAAAACUGCUGUAUUGGGUCUGCGAAAACUGACCGAAAUCAAAAUUUGCUUGCCCAAAAUCGCCAAAUUUUACGACAUAUUCACAUAUUCACUAGCUUUGCCACCCCCUAUGAAAAUGUUCGCUGCUUUGACAUCGCAGUGAACAAUUCCGUUUUCGUGAAGGCACUGCAGGCCAGAACAGGCUUUCUGAACGAUAUCCAACCGAUGUGUCCAUGGUAAAUCUCCUUCUAAGGUGUCCAGUAGUUGCCGUGCAUUGUGGACGUACUCAAUUUCUCCACCUCCAAGCCGUACUUCUUUACACAAGAACUCGGUGACGAGCAUUGACCUUUCAAAAUCCCAGCCAAAGUGCUGCAAAACAUUGGAGUGUUUCAGCUUUACUAAGCACUUGACUUCCUUUUCUAUCCGGCGUUUAUAUUUGUAAGUCAUUUUUACCAAGUAUUCUUUGCAAGCAACAUCUAGACUAACGCUAUUCCUUUUCAGAGAACCUUUGAACAUUCUGCAAGUAGCCCCAGAAUCAAAGGGGUUUUUAUCCAAAACUAGGUCUGCGCUGGCAAUGUAUACAUUUUCUGUUUCCCCUCCAGCGGGAAGCAUAACAUCGCCUUGUUCUGGUUUUGUUCUUCCCUCAUUGAGAUAACAAUGUUUGUAUUCCCAGAGUCCAGACGGCGUCAUACGAGGUCUAAAGGCUCCAGGAAGAUUGGCAUAUUUUGAGUAAAUCAUAUUGCACGUUUUUGGAGAUUUUUUCGAAGCAGAGGCAUAACAAGGUGGAAAUCGUCUAUCCAUCCACUUUGCACAUUUUAUUAGGUCAUCAAAUGUAGAAGCUAAGUCGUCGACACAGUUGAAACCGCAAGGCUUGUUUGGUUUUUGACGCACCUGGAAUGUAAAGGAGAGGAAUACACUGGACAUGUCUUAUUUCCUUUUGCAUAGUACGCUGUUUAUAACUUUAACAAACAUGUUUAAGAAGAGGCUUUAAAACCAAACAAUACAGCGACGUCCGUGAAAUCAUUUCGAUCUGGAUAGCGACAAGUACAUUAUGAAUUAAACAACAAAAACAUCUGUAAACGCUAGCUCUUCUAAAUUCAUCUCAGUAACCUAGCGUGUGGCAGGAAAUUUUUGCGGGAGUUUAUUGUUGCGCGGAUUAAAGAUUUUUUGUGUUUCACGGGAACUAAGUUUGCAUUUAUGACAGAUUGGUAUUUUCUAACAAUAAACCAGUAUUUCGUUGUAUACCGUUUUGUUUCUGACUGAAAGAGACAAGUUGUCAUUGAACAGACACCAUUUCUAAGUACUUUAUUUUUGUGUAGCGAAUUUAAGUUAGAGAAUAUAUACUCUCUAGUAAAUUUUUGCGGGAAAAAUGUUUGCGGUCAUUUUUAUUUGCGGGAACUAAUUUUUGCGGAUUGCUGGAAAAAUCGCAAAAAGUAGAACCCGCAAAAAUUUCGUGCCACACGGUAUUUGAUGUAGCAUUUUACCUUUUCUUAGCGAUUGAUUACGCCGUGCUUGGGAAAUACUUACUUCUGCUUUUAGUGUCGGUAGGGAGCCUUUCUCGAUGAAAUUCUCUUCGAUUCCAUCUUUAUGGUUUACAGCUAAUAACUGUCGAUGUCUUUUACCUUGGACAUGGGUGGAAGUACUCAUUGUCGUUGCCAUCUGCGCUUUGUCAAAAAGAAAAAAAAAGCCAGGCUUUAUAAAUCCAAUACGAAUGCAUGAAUUGAAAUGUCCGGUGAUUCUUUGGGGUUUUUUUUUUUUGUUUCUUACUUCUUUUGGAUUUUCUCUCUCUCCCCUCCCCCCACCCGUUAUUUUUUUUUACUUUUCCUCGACGCAGAGUCAUUGCAGAAUGCAGCGAAACCGAGCGAGCAAAAUUAAGGCUCUGCUAGCAGGGUGACAUUACCAUACCCAACUACAACAGUGCACAACUGAAAAUUCUAUCAAACAAACAAUAACAAUAAGAAUAAUAGUAAUAGGUUUUAAAGUUCUAUGGGAUUUCAAUGUACAGUGUUAUAGGAUGGUUGAAGCCGGCUAGAGGGCCGGACAUCAUUUUCGUUGAUAAGCGGGCAACGGAUACUAAAUUCAUAGACACUGGCAUCCCCGGAGAUGCACGAGUAAAUACAAAGAACUGGACAAAAUAGAGAAGUAGUAAUUUCUUGUAAUUUAAUUACCAGCCUGAGAUUGUAAAGUAUAAUAAUAAUAAUAAUAAUAAUAAUAAUAAUAAUAAUAAUAAUAAUAAUAAUAAUAACAAUAAUAAUAACAAUAAGAAGAAGCUGCAACAAACACGUAAAAUAAAACUUUCCUUUCCUUUCCUAACGUACCUGAACUUGACAAAGCUUACAAUACUUCCACUUUAAACGGUCUUCAAAUUCCUGUUAACAGCAAUAUACCAGUAAUUACAACACUAGACAGGCUUUUUGCAACACGGGUUUCCAUGCUACUUGACUGCGUAAACACUAAAACAGCAAUAGAGAGUAAUUUGAUCGAACGGAUUUGAAGCAUAGAGAGAAACUCUAAGCAGGCUCUGACCAAAAAGAGUCAGUUCUGGUGUAGUCAGGGGUCGAAAGUCGAGGUUAAGAGGAAACAUGUCAAAGGUUAUAACAACGAGAAAAAAAGGAAAAGAAAUAAAAAGAAAAAAAAUUAAUUACGAGGUUAAUAAAUUCGACUUUUUUUCUUCUUUCUCGCGCCGAGAGAACAAACACGUUUGCAGACUACGCCUCGAGUAGUUGCGGAGUAUUUUGCUGAAGUCAAAAAAGCCGGUCACGUCAGUGUUGUUUGUCAAAAAGCACCGUCAUGCUCGUAAUAUCUGAACCAUGUUUUUCCUAGAAUACCAUUGCUUGGUUCUUGAGACUUCAUCGCUCGCUAUCGAUUUCCGAUAUCAAUCGGCGGAUUACGUCGAUUGAUAUCCUAUAUAGAUUUUUAUCAAUUAACUAUGCCUGGGUUACUGCGUAAGUGGUUGUUGUGCAUCCUCUAAGUAAACCUGUGGAGCGGUCAGGUUCCGUAUUUGUCGCGAAAGCGAAGAAAAGGAGAAGGAAGACGUGGAGGUUAACCUUAAGGACUUUUUUGAAACCCGUAUACGAGUAGCACAGUAGAACACGUGUUCUUCGGCCCGCUGAUGCCAUCAACAACAACAUUGAUUGGCACUUCUAACAACAGCAAACAGAACGAACGCUGGUCAUCUGUCUAGACCGAUAAGGCUCAUUGUUCCGGUCUAAGCCUCAGAAAAAUUCUUGCGUUUUGUCAGUAUUAAUUCAGCCACUCAGUUAGGCAAGUAGAUAAACCGUCAGUAAUAUGACAUUGUAUCCUGUCACGUAAUGAGAAAAAGCACACGCCCGGCCGAAUUUUCGAUCGGACUGUUUCGCCCUCUUUUCAGACCACCUAGGAGAAACAAUCAGCAGGCUAGACUGCCCAAAUGAUUUACUCAAAGACUAUAAUCUUUAAAAGUGAAAUCAAACAGCGAACCAAAAAGAGAUUGGUAUGUUAGUUGCCUCUUCAGUAGGGAUCUCUUUUGCGGAAACCUCAUUUCCUACAUGUCACGCAUCUGGCAUACGCGCAGACGUGUUUGUUCUCGUGAGAAUAAAAAAAACCGAAUUAUUUUAUUGCUUUCUUUUUCCUUUUAAUUUGGUGUUUUAAUUAUCAGGAAUGUCACUUUCGACCCUCGUCAUGUUCGACACUUUACCCUCGACCUUCGACUUCUACCCUCACCUCGAUCCUCGACCAAAAUACAAACUUUACGACAACCCUGAACAGUGUUCUGGGUUGUGGCGAACACCAGAAAUGUUUUUGGCAUGUAACAGGAAAAAAGCCAAUCUGCCGAGUGAAAACUACUGAUAACGUACUUGGCAAGUAACAAAUUAUUUUGUGGUUUUGUGCCCUUUUAGCGUCUCCUGACCUUUGCUGUUAUCGGUCGUGCCACAAGCAUUCCCAAAAUAUUUCGAGUGAGUUUUUGGGAAAUAUCAAUUGCUUGAAGCUGUAUUACCCCGUUCAGAGUUACCAAAUUGCUCAUUACAAUUAGCGUUGAUUAGCAUUCCUGUGCUAUUUUGAACACUCAUUAUUAUUAAGUUAUUAUUCGCCAAUUAGCAUUCAGCUUGCUCUCGCAGACGAACUCCUACCACGAGAAAAAAGAUUCUUGUGAUCAUUCCAUUUCACCAAAAUUUUCUAAUUUAGAAGGACAUUUAAAAUAUCAUCACGACUUAAAAAGGGAAGGAGAUUGCCGAGAUUAAAGAAGGGCGGCGAAUGUCAAGGAUGACGGUUUUUUUAAGUAAUUGCCCUGUAACAGUUUCGCGCAGAGCAAGUGUAUACUCCACCUCGUGCGCAGCUCAAUUCUUUGAAGAUUAACAAAAUUACAAGAAGUCUGAAAAAGAUACAUUACUUCUAAAACUUGACGUACAUUCCGCUCUCCGACAAAACUACCGGAAACAUAACAUUAAGUCUUUUGAGGAUGAAACAAAGAGCUCUAUAAACUUGGUAAAAAUGUUCUUUCUGUGGAAUUUUUCGAAAGUAAAUUCGUAAUCCUUCUUUAGGUACUAAUGAUCUGGCUGCCUCGACAAGACCGUACUCAUUUUGUCAAACUUCCACUGAUAUAACUGAUAUAUAUGUGGCGCUGCCAUUGUGUGCUCAUCAUUUGUUUUUUGGCUGGAAUGUUUUGGGCUACUUUCGCCUGUCAAUAGCAGUCUACGAUUAUCCAAAGCAAGCAACCACACUUAAGUCAACCCAUAGAUUGAAAGUUCACGUCCAAAAAAAUGCGCAAUUUGGGGAAAUGGUACAUAGCAGUAACUUACCUCGCUACGAUCCUUGCCGAGGAAAGUAAUACUCUCAAUGGGCGAUGUAUCCAUUGCCUAAUCGUCUAAAAUGAAUUCAGGAUCUCGUUCCUCGCUUCGGACAGGAAAAUAUCUUGCCAAGAAGAGGUUUACUUUAGUGGACGUAGAAGUAUUCCACUCAAGAGCGCUCUUCUCGUUAAUAAGAUCAAAGAUUGAGCACGUGGUGAAAUUUGAUCUCGUUUCUUCGACAGACCAGUGAUCACCUUCCCUGGUGACAUAUGCAAACUUGGGAGAAGAUCCAACUUGAACAUCUUGCUCCCAGACACUACAGUAUAAUGGCCAUAAUGAAAAUUCGACUACAUUUCGAAAUUACGAACGCCGUGACCAAGUACCAUUUACCAUUUACAUACCUAUUGACUUGAUGCGAAAGCGUUGUCAACUAAUAAAUGUAGAUGUAGACCAUAAGCCUGUGACAGACACGUAUCGUUGAAGUCUCACCUACGGCAACCGUAAAAGCAUAAAGCAUGUUUGGUUUCCACAAGGCAACUAGUGUCUCGAAGUGUCGUAGGCUCCCAGGCUAUGGUAAGCUUUUCAGAGAGACAGAGAGUUGUGGCGUGUAACGCAAAUCGGCCUGCCUUAAGGUCCAGUCUGGAUUCUGUCCCUGUCUCUGUCCCUUUAUUGACUUCUUGCUCCCUUAACACCCAUUCACUAGAAAGCCAUCCAAAAGUAGCCGUUAAGUAGUUGACUACCGGCUACCUUCGGACCCGUUCACUGUAAACUUAUGCAAAAGUAGCCUUUAGGUAGUUGACUACUGGCUACCUUAAAACCUAUUAACUAUGAACUGAUCCAAAAGUAGCCGCUAAGUAGUUGACUACUGGCUACCUUAAAACCUAUUGACUACCUUAAAACCUAUUGACUAUGAACUGAUCUAAAAGUAGCCGUUAAGUAGUUAACUACUGGCUACGUUAAAACCUAUUGACUAUGAACUGAUCCAAAAGUAGCCGUUUAGUAGUUAACUACCGGCUACCUUGGUACCCGUUCAGUAUAAACUUAUGCAAAAGUAGCCGUUAAGUAGUUGACUACUGGCUACCUUAAAACCUAUUGACUAUGAACUGAUCCAAAAGUAGCCGUUAAGUAGUUGAGUACAGGCUACCUUAAAACCUAUUGACUAUGAACUGAUCCAAAAGUAGCCGUUUAGUAGUUAACUACUGGCUACCUUAAAACCUAUUGACUAUGAACUGAUCCAAAAGUAGCCGUUUAGUAGUUAACUACCGGCUACCUUGGUACCCGUUCACUAUAAAGUUAUGCAAAAGUAGCCGUUAAGUAGUUGACUACUGGCUACCUUAAAACCUAUUGACUAUUAACUGAUCCAAAAGUAGCCUUUAAGUAGUUGACUACUGGCUUCCUUAACACCUAUUGACUAUAAACCCAUCCAAAAGAAGCCGUUAAGUAGUUAACUACUGGCUACCUUAAAACCUAUUGACUAUGAACUGAUCCAAAAGCAGCCGCUAAGUAGUUCAGUACUGGCUAUGUUAGGACUUUUUUUACUAUAAACCUCUCGGAAAGGAGCCGUUAAGUGUUCAGGUUAGUGGCUACCAAAAGGUCGGUAGAUGCAGUUAGUGGCUAUUCUAGGGUAAGUAAAUUUAUUUAAAAGUACAGAAGAGGAAAGUGGCUAAGAAAGAUGAACGUAUAUAGACAAAGAAUUUCACUAAAUUUGUUAUUAUAACAAUUCCCGCGUUGAACUGAUGAAGCGUCUUAACAUGCAGUGACAACAGUCCUAUUUCUGCGACAUAACCUUAGUAGCGAAAGAAGGGAACGAAUUUAAGGCCCAUAGAAAUGUGUUAUCGGCUGCGAGUCCGUUUUUUUCAAAGCUUCUUCAGAGCGAGAUGAAAGAGAAAGAGGAAGGAGUUAUUCGUUUCGAGGAGAUUUCGAAACCGAUCCUCUCAGAUGUUUUGGAGUUCAUCUAUACGGGAAGUGUCAAGAUAAAUGAAAAGAAUGCCAGGGAUCUAAUAAUCGCAGCCGACUAUUUACUGCUUGAGUCUUUGAAAAUCAUCUCUGGGCGAUUUCUAGAGGAGCAAAUGUCCACCUACAAUUGCAUUUCAACUUUUCUCUUUGCCGAGAGAUAUCGUUGUGAUGAACUUGUUCUUCGCAGUACAAAGUUCAUACAAGACAACUUCACUUCCGCAGCAAAGUCAGACGAAUUUUUAAACUUGGAAGCCGAAGAAGUUGAGAAGUGGAUUUCAAGUGAGAAUAUCUUGGUUGCAGCUGAAGAAGAUGUGUUCAGAAUCAUUCUUAACUGGAUAGAGCAAAAUAAACGCGAGCGAAAAGACAAGUUUGAGCGGCUUUUUCGUCAUGUUCGACUGGUCUUGCUUUCGCGUGACUUUCUAUUCUCUGAUAUCGUGACAAAUGAACUGGUAACAGAACAUUUUUCUAUUUUGAGGCGGGUCACGGAUGCCAUUAAGUCAGUUAGUGCUGCAACUGAGGAUGCUCAAAUUCAACCGGCGAGAAGAAGGCUUGAAACAGACGCCAUUGUAGUACGUGGAGGGAAGACAACUUACUGUUACCUUCCCGAGAAAGAUGAAUGGAAGCGAUUAGCAGACGGAUUAUCAGAAGACCGAAACCACACUACACAGUUAAUAAAAUUUCGUGAUCAGCUGUAUAGCUUUCCUGGGAGUAGAUAUGCAGAGACAGAAAGGUAUGAGCCCGCUUUCAACAGUUGGACUACUUUAAAGUUAUCCCUUCCUUUUGAGAAAGUCUCCUUGGCUGUCCUCAAUGGGAAAAUUCAUGCUAUAUACCGCGAUCAAUCCGCCCCCGUGAUUGAAAGAUAUGAUAUGGAGUUGUGCGCCUGGGAGACUCUGACAUCUUCUCAGGAUUUCCACUACCGUGAUAACUCUUGUGUUGUUGCUGUUGGAAACUGUUUGUAUGUUCUUGGCGGCGGAUAUAGUGAUAAAGCCGGCAGGUUUGAUACUGCGGAAAGGAAGUGGGAGGAAAUUGCAUCUAUGCAACCCAAGCUGAUGAUCAAUGCCUUUGGUGUGGCUACCCAAGGGAAGAUUUUUGUUUGUGAUUCUCAUACGUCCGUAUGUACAGUGUAUGAGGUUUCAAGAAAUGAGUGGCAACCCAUUGCAAGUAUCGACGCUACCCGAUUUCGUUUGUUUAGUUUGGUGUGUCUUAACGAAACAGUUUAUGUAGUGGGUAUUGCUAAACUGCCUAAACAGAAACACCUGAGAGGUCAUUCGUCACAGCCAGACGAGAUGAUUGUAGUUAAAAGCUAUGAUCCAAAGCUAGGCAAGUGGAUCCAGAAGACCUCCAUACCUAUCAACAAG